This is a messenger RNA of Arachis stenosperma, 978 nucleotides long. RefSeq lists its product as uncharacterized. The transcript is spliced from 5 exons. Bases 409 to 978 code for a protein of 189 amino acids. NCBI's taxonomy places the organism in Eukaryota, Viridiplantae, Streptophyta, Magnoliopsida, Fabales, Fabaceae. The record is from RefSeq and is a predicted model, not a curated record.
AGCACUCCAGAACCCCAAAAAGUUGAUGAAAGCACACCAAUAAUGCCACCAGCUCCAUCUAAAAUUGAUCUAGCCCCUGAAGCCACUGUUGCUGCACUAUUGAUGAUGGCCCAGACAGCGUCCUAUGUAUCUAGAGAAUUUCCAUUGUCAUCAUUCAGCCUUGGCUUGACUAAUUCAAGCCAAGAAGAAACACAGACCCAAGAGGGGAUGGGACAACCAGAAGCCCAGGUGGAAAAAAGUCCGGAAACCACAAUAUUAAUAGAAGAAUUAGAUGUGCUAGUGGAAAAGAUUGCAAAGAGUGGAGAAAAGACAACACCAGAUUUUUCAGAAGGUAAAAGUCUGCCAACUGAAAAGCAGACCGUAGGCUAGAUUUUUGACAAAUUUGAAACUCCUGCAAGGAGAAAUUUAAUGUCGGCCGAAAUGAAAGAAAAAUGCUACCUCUGGGCCACAUGUAUCAGGACAUACGCGGAUGAUAGUACUGAUGAGUAUGAUGCACUUUGCACACUGAAUGUCCAACAACUGUUGGUGUUGUCAAGAGUCCACUUUGCAUCUUUAAAAGCUACUUCACAUAUUAAAGCUGACAUUGUCACUGCCAUGUGCCUGAUCCUCAACCAACAAAAUAUUAAAAGAUUCCAGGAAGAAAUUUACUGUCUCCCACCUAAUAUUGUGAACAUGGCCAUUGAAAAUCAUCCAGAUGGGGAGUUCUUACAGCCGAAAUCCAAGAAGCCAUUUAAUGUCGAAGACUACCCAAUGUUUAUACCCUUUUUGAACCGGAAAAAAUUAGCAUCACAUCCAUAUGUGGAGGUCGACCACUUCAGAGUUGAAUUUGCUUCCCGAAUUCUUUUUCAUGACAUGAAUCGUGGCAGAGAUGCACCGAUCAAGGGAAGUGAAAGAAUGAGAUUGUCGAAGCCAUCUGCAGCUUUGUUAAGUCCAUAUUGUCAAGUAGACUCUUAUGAUAUUGACAGUGACAGUGAUUGA